AUGCCCGCACCCGACACACACGAUGAAUAUUAUGAAUUAAACGAUAAUGAGGAAAGUGAACAAGUGGAUGAAGCUGGUUUACUUCCCUUAAUGCUUCAAGCUCAAGAUAUGAUAGCUAAAUUGGAAAGUAGAGUACUGGAAUUGGAAAAUGAUCUUGAGACAAUAAAUGAAGCUCACGAACAAGAACGAGACCAAUUACUUCAAGAAAUUGGUGAAAAAGAUGAAUGCAUUCAUAGUUUAAAAACAAAGGCUAGUCGUCUUGAAUUUGGAGCUCGGGAAGCAAUAAUUGUACUUGCAAGAACAUAUCAAAUUAUGUCUAAAUUAUUUAAAAAAGUUAAUAGAGGUUAUGAAAAACAUCCACCAUCACCUUCACCUACACCUAUAAACACAAAUAAUGUACGGCGUGAUUCAAAGCUCCAGUCACCUAAUGGUGAUGAUGAUUCUGAUCAUAAGGUCAAUUUAACUUCCACUCAACAAAAUAAUAUUCAUAAUGAAACAGAACAUGAUGAAAGUCACUUUAAUUUUCAUAAUGAAAUUGAACGUAAUGAUAAUGAAGCACAAAAUAGUGAAAAUAAUGAAAAUAACAAUCGACCACGAAGAGAAUCUUUUAGUAGCAGUCGAAUUUCUUUGGAUGAUAUACCAGACCUUGAUGAAUAUGGUUUAGAUGGAUCAGAAGAUAUUGCUGAUUUUGCUAUGUCCGAUGAAGAAGAUAAUGAAUUUGAAUCAGAAUUUCGUUCUCAACAAAGGAAAGCAAUUGAUAAUGAAACAGAACGAGGUGAUGAUGAAACGGAUCAUGAAGAUGAUAUUCAUCAUAAUAUUCGAGAUCAUCUUCCUUCACCUGGACCUGUUCCAGAGAUUUCUCAUGCGAAUCUUUGUCCUAAUUGUAAUACAUUGCUUUCUCAAGUUGAUCAACAUAUAGAAGAACGUGCUUACCUUAAACGAGAUCUUUCCGCUCUUGCAGUAUCUCUUUCUGAAGAACAAAAUCUUCGCGCUCAAAUUCAAUCUAAUAAAGAAUCAUUGGAACAAGAAAUUGAUGAAUGGAUAAAUGCUAUGUUUGAAAAGGUCAAUCAAAUGGUAUUUGAUGAAGCCAAUGCACGGGAAGAAUUAGAAUUGUUGAAUAUAGAAACGAAGGGCAAGAUGGAGAACCCAUUAAAAUCAUCUGGAAGUAGACAAGAUCGUUUAAGAGAGUUGAAAUUAUUACUUGUUCAUUUGGAUUCCACCAAACAGAGACAAGCUGCGCCAACACAGAAUGGUGUUCCUUUAAGUAGAAAUUCUGUUAUUCGAAGAAGUUUGAUGUCAAAUUCCCCCAGAUCAAGUAGAACCUAUGGAAACUUUGGUCAUAUGUCACCAAGUAUUUUCUCAAAUAAUUCUCUAGACGAAAUUAUUUUUGUUAAAAAUAAACGUAUUUAUAUUGAUGGAUUUGUAUUUGAAGAAUUCCAAGAUUAUGUGAAAUCUCUAGCAACAACGCCUGCACCCAAUAAUUCAACUCCUACACAUCCAUUUAUUAAACGAUGUAUGACUGAAGAUAUUCAACCUUGCUUAUUUGAAGGUAGUAAUGGUUGGAAAUCACCAUUUUAUAAAAGAAGAUUAUUGGAUGCUAUCAUAAAGAAUCAAUGCGAAAUCGAAACAAUAUUUGUUGGUGAUUCAAAUUCUCUUCAUAGUACUCAAAAUGACAGUCAAAUUAGUAGUUCAAUAUCAAAUACACGAAGUAGUUAUCAAGAUCCACCGAAACCAGCACCAACAAUUAAAUGUGGUCUCUGCGGUCACCUUAGAAGCUGUGAAUACCGCAUGCGCCUGUCAGGACCUGACGCAGCUGUUCCACCCACUACAAUAAUGACGCCAUCAUCACGCUUCUCUAUUGGUGGAAGCCCAGGAUGGAUUCCAUUGGAUAGAUUCUGUAGAGAUCGAGUAGUUGCUGUAUGCGAUUUCUAUGCAUACUUAUCUCACUUACGUCAAGGAUUACUUAUCAAUUCACCCGUAUGGGCAAUGUAUAAACAAUGUCUCAAAAAUCGUAGAAAGAUGAGUUUGGCUCGUGUUGGUAAUGUUAGUAUGUUUGAAGAUGAAGAAAACAUCAACAACGAAUACUUAAACAACUCAGAAAUUGAAGGAAUGGUUGUGGUUGUUCAUUAA
This is a messenger RNA of Diversispora eburnea, 2130 nucleotides long. The record is from the annotation of a GenBank genome assembly. Lineage: Eukaryota; Fungi; Glomeromycota; Glomeromycetes; Diversisporales; Diversisporaceae.